CUCUCUGCCCUCAAAUUCCGCGCUAUUCUCCGCUCCCCUUUAAAUACUUACAAAAUUCCCUUCCCAUUUCCUCACCACUAACUCCCAAAUUCCCCACAUCUUCUUCCCGCUCUCACCGCAUCGUUGAAAUCACAGCCAUGGUCGGUGUUUUCCGGCGAUCCUUCUCUUUUCCGAACAAGGCUCACCCCAAGCCCGCCCUCUCUCAUCACGUCCGUUCCAUCAGUCUUCCCUCCAGACCCCACCCCUUGAUUUUCCACCUCAAGGACGAGAUCGCCAAUCUCCGUUCCUGGUCGCUCAGUUCCGAGUCCCGUACCGCCGCCUGGAUCUGCGACGGCUUGAACCGCCUCAAAACCGUACACAACCAUCUCGACGACAUUCUCAAUCUCCCUCAGACUCAAGAAUCCCUCCGCCACCAGCCGCACUGGAUGGAUAAGCUUCUCGAACAUUUCUUACGCUUCGUCGACGUUUAUGGAAUCUUCCAGACUUUGAUUCUCUCGCUCAAAGAAGAGCACUCCGCCGCGCAGGUCGCGAUGAGGAGAAAAGACGAAGAGAAGAUCGCGUUAUAUGUUAAAUCUAGGAAGAGGUUAGCUAGGCAAAUGGCGAAACUAGUUUCGACCGUACAGAAGAAAACCAAAACGGCCGAGCAAGGCAACAUCACCACCGAUCUUGCUGCCGCGAUCGGAGAAGUCAUCGGAGUGACGAUGGCGGUUUCUCUGGCGCUGUUCAACGGAAUCGCAGAAUCAUUCAGGACAAGGAAGCCAUGGGCGUGGACAGGAUUUGAUCAGGUAUCGAAGAAGGGGAAAAAAUCGGCGGAAGAGGAGAAGGGGAUUCGAGAGUUCAGAGAAAUUGGAUCUGAGAAUUUGAGAGAAUUGAAGAAGAAAGGGAAAGAGGAGACGAAAAGGACGAUGAAGAAGAUGCGAGAUUUGGAGGAUUGGAUUGGAGACAUUGAAACUCAAAGCCAGAAGGUUUUCAGAAGUUUGAUCAGCGCCAGAGUAUCGUUGCUAAACGCUCUGUCGCAGCAACAGAUAUUACAAAAAUAGAUGCAACUAUUUUCACCAAAUUACUAUACUAAUUAACUAAAUAUAUGUACAUGAUUCACAUAUUUUGAUCCCUUCUGUGAAGA
This is a messenger RNA of Cucurbita moschata (crookneck pumpkin), 1123 nucleotides long. RefSeq lists its product as uncharacterized. Lineage: Eukaryota; Viridiplantae; Streptophyta; Magnoliopsida; Cucurbitales; Cucurbitaceae. The transcript has a single exon. The coding region runs from base 138 to 1040 and encodes 300 amino acids. Gene Ontology annotation, biological process: root development; shoot system development. The record is from RefSeq and is a predicted model, not a curated record.